CUUGUAGGAGGAACUCACUCCCCAUUGAUCUCAGACAGACAACAUGCUACACUACAUUCAAGAAGAACAUUAAGACCUACCUGUUUAAAAACUUUUUUAGAUUAGUUUUUUUUUUAAGCUCUCGUGUUUAUGUUUGUAAUGUUAUCACAGCGUACAUUUUGUUUGUUAACAGCCCUUUAUAAAUAAAAUUAUUAUUGUUAUUAUAAGUUUUUCAAGUUUUCAGGCUUUUUUCAUUGCAUUUCUGAACCAAUUUGUUAAUUUCAGAUUUUUUAAGAGCACUGACAUUCUGUCCCUCAAUAAACAGAACUUCUGCAUGAAGUAUUGUCUCAAUAUUUAGUACAAAAUGCAGCCACAAUUCAGCUCACGGGUUCUGAAAGAAAGUUUUGAUUAUGGUGGGACACUUCUCUUGUGAAAAGAAAUAUGAUUUCAAAGCAGGAUAUAAUUUAAAAUAGUUUCUCCACCAAAUGCAUUAGAGAUAACCACUUAGUCUUUCCGUAGCCUGAAUUCUGCUCUUUUCUAAAUAGAUGAAUUUUCUUUUUUUCUGUUAAAGAUUUCCAGCAAUCGGAGGCACAAAAUAAAGUAUCAUCAGGGGAAACUGUUUCAAUUUAUUGUGGGCUCGAAGCUUCUGUGAACACUGUCAAAACUGGACAUUACUAAGCUGCUUCUUGAGUUUGUUAUUAUAUAAAGGCCAAACUUUUUGAAAUGAUUGUUCCAAAUUUGAUUUAAAACAGUUAUGGAAAACUGUAAGAUAGACAAAAAAUGGCUGUACCACCAGGAAAAACUCCAAUCAGUUACUUACAAGAGUAUGCUACUAAACAUGCUAUAACACCACAGUAUGAUCUCAUUGCCAAUGAAGGAGCAGUGCAUGAGCCUAUUUUUAUAAUGCGGGUAACUGUUGGUGAUUUUGCUGUAGCAACUGGAAAAGGUUCCAGUAAAAAGAAAGCAAAGCAUGCUGCAGCACAAAAUGCACUGAAUACGCUCAUGGGAGUCACUUCUAAUGGACCCGAAGAAGUUAAGCAAGAUAUAUCUACAACUAACACAACAACAGAGAAAGAUGAUGAUAUUGGUAAUCCUAUAGGAGAGCUUCAGGAAUUCACACAGAAAAAACUAUUGAAACCUCCUCAUUAUGAUUUUGUCACAGAGCAAGGUCCUCCACAUGCCAGAGAAUUCAUCUGCAACAUCAAAUUGGGAAAGUUUGUUGACAAAGGUACUGGACGUUCUAAGAAAACAGCGAAACGAACAGCCGCAGCAAAUAUGUUGGCUCAACUUAAAGCAUUGUCUCAGAAUAAAGAGACAGAAAAACAGCUUGAAGAUUCUGACGAGGAUGAAGAGAUACCGCUGGGUUUUGAGAAUUCUACUUAUACUGGAAUGAAACAGUCUAAGAAGAAAUCAAAGCUAGCCAACUCUCAAUCUGCUGUUGAAAUUCAUCGAUUCUACGAAAAAGUAAUGGCUGCUGCAGGGAAGCAGGUAAGGGGUCAAAAUCAGAAUCUGACCCCUCCUACCAACUAUUGCCAGAUGCUUCAAGAAAUUGCUGAAGUUCAGAGAUUUGAAGUACAAUAUUUUGAUAUUAAAGAUGAAAGUGUAAUGGGCUUAAACCAGUGUUUGGUACAGCUUUCUACAACACCUUUAGCAGUGUGCCAAGGGACUGGACCCAUCAUGGAUGAAGCACAUGCCAAUGCAGCUCACAACGCUCUACAGUACCUUCGCAUUAUGAUUAAGUAACACUGGUGCCCAGGAAAUGUCAUAGCCUCACACUGAUCAAGGAAAGAGAGACGGACUAGAGGAAUCAUAUUUAUAGGCUUUUGUAUCAUACAAACUUUUUUCUUUUAUAAAAAGAAGGGGAUUAGAUGUUUUUUUGAAGUCUUAAUUAUAAGAAAAUUUAUAAUAUUAUAAUAUUGAAUCGGAGAAAAAAAUUAAAUUGUUACUUAUUACAUAUUUCUGUAGCAAAAAUAAUUAUUUAAUUAUUUUGUAAUUGUUAAAUUGCUUUGUUUAUUUAAUAAUUUUUUAGGUUUUUCUUUGUAAACAAGUGUAAAUUGUUUAUUUGUUUUGCAAUACACAAAUUACAUUUGCUGAAUAAGAAAUUCUGUUAAAAAUCUGGUCUUCUUCCUCAGUCUUGCUACACACUACUUUGUUUGAGUGUGAGACUAUGUGAUAUCCUGGGGUAUUGGCCAGAUGUGUUGAAUAAAUGAGGAGUGACUUUGUGCUGUCUUUUUGUUUUGUCCAUUAUUUUCUUAUUUAUCUGUGAACAACAUUUUGUAAUAGUUCAUAGCCCAACAUUUGCUGUUGAUGAGGAUAGAGAUAUUGUAUUAUGCAUUUACUUUUAUUUAAUGAAUAUAGAAAGAAGAUAAGUCUGCCAUUGAAGAUAUUAUCAGAUCAUUUUUUUUCAUCAUUUAAUAAAUUGUUUAUUAAUUAGCUUUUUAUUGUAAAGUUGUUGUUUUUUUGUAUCAUGGUGUUUGCUAUUGAUUAAAGCAAAGAUGUUUAUUGAUCUUUGCUGACAGUGAUAUGUGCAUAUGUGUUCUUUUUAAAUAUUUAAUAUAAUUUUUACCAGUUUCAAUAUGUUCCAGUCUAAGUGUAAGCUCAUCUUAUUUUUGUAAUGCCAAGUAAAGCUACUGUAAGAUUAAUAUUUCAUUUGAUACAGUAUGUACAGCUAAUGACAUAAGCACAGCAUAAUUAGGCGGCUUUUUUUGUUAAGUCCCUAUAUUUCUGAGCUUAGACAUGAACAUAUUGAAAUGAUCAAGAGGAGAGUAAUCUAACAGCUGUGACUGUUGAGUAUUAUAUUUUAUAUGAUUUUUAAUUGCGUCCUAGUAGCUGCCCUGGAUGCAAAAGAUAAAAAUGUAUACAUUAAUUUUUAUAGUAUACAAUUUACUAUGUCUAAUAAGUUAUCAUGGGAAAAGAAACAUUACAGCUAUUGCCUUUUAUUAGAAGUAAAGUUCCUUUUGCUGUGACCCACAUGCUUUUUUUUUUUUUUUUCAUGUUUAAGUAAAAAUAAAAAAUGCACAUUUUUGUUUUCCAAAGCUGUGAUGUGUGACAACAUCCAAUUCUUUAUUAAUGUGUAGAAAUGGCUUGUAAGGGAACAUCUCAGUUACACAGAUGUUAUUUCUGUUUAUCUAAAUAUUUGUUUUACCCACCAUUUGCAAGGUAAUUAUAAAAGAACUAAUUUUUUAAAAAAUUUUGUUGAUAUACAAAAUAAAUAAUUAAUUACCGGGUACUUAUCACUUAAAUUGACACAUUUAAGACAUAUUUAUCUUCAUGUUUAAUGAGUUAUUAAGGCUUCUGUAUCAGCUACUUCUUUAAUGUCUGUUAUAUAUUUACUUUAAUUUGUUGUCAUGUCUGUCAAUGUGACUUAGCAUGUUUCCUUGUGAGCCACUCCUUAUUUGAUGUCCAGUCAGAAAUAAAGCUGGUACUUGCACAUGGAAAAAAGAAAA
Molecule: messenger RNA, 3425 nt
Organism: Biomphalaria glabrata
Lineage: Eukaryota; Metazoa; Mollusca; Gastropoda; Planorbidae
Product: RISC-loading complex subunit tarbp2-like
Exons: 7
Coding region: 760-1722 (320 amino acids)
Source: RefSeq, a predicted model, not a curated record